This is a messenger RNA of Pocillopora damicornis (cauliflower coral), 1803 nucleotides long. RefSeq names its product NFATC2-interacting protein. Gene Ontology annotation, molecular function: protein binding. Lineage: Eukaryota; Metazoa; Cnidaria; Anthozoa; Scleractinia; Pocilloporidae. Gene Ontology annotation, biological process: cytokine production; positive regulation of transcription by RNA polymerase II. The record is from RefSeq and is a predicted model, not a curated record.
AGCUACAGGUGUGGAAAGAUCGGCGCGGAUUUUGAGUUGCGAUCCUCAGCAGUACUGUCUUAAAAAUAGCUACAAAAAUUUUUUGUUUCUCUUGAUCUAAAAUGUCUGGAAAUGAAGAUCAGAACUCAAAGUCGGCCGUUAGCCGUCCACGAAAAGUAUUGAGGAAACGACAAAGUCGUGAUGAUAUUUUUUCCUACAGAGGGAAAAUGGCAUUGUCAUUUAAAGCAAAACAAAUGAAAUUGCCAGACUCUGACAGCUCCGAGUCGGAUGAUGACGAAGCUUUUCAGAGAGUGCACUCAGCACAAUACCCCGAAAACGAGUCUUCUGAAGUAAAGGACAGUGACAGCGACGAAGAUAACUGGGCUAUAAAGGACAAGUCUGUUGAAGAAAUAAACAGCUCAGAAAAUGAUGUCAAGGAAACACAUCUUACAAGGUCACCAACACCACCCCCUGCAUGGUCUCCAGAACUUUGUGAGGCUACAAAAAUGAGGAUAAACUUGCGUCAAAAUAAGAAGCUAAGGGAACUAGACAAUGUUUUAGACUCACUCAAAAGAUCAACCAAUACUAGCUGGGCCUCACCUGACAGUCACCUGUCAAACAGUGUGAUUUGUGAAAAUGACAGUGAUGCUUUUCCCAGUCCAUCAGAACGGGAUAUUGUUGUUAAAGUUAGAACAAGAUCAGGAAUAAAAAGAUUCACUAUGAAGGCUGCAGAACCAUUUGGUAAGAUCAUAUCUCAGCUUGCUCAACUGGAAGGUGCAACAGAAGAUAAAAUCAUGCUAAGUCUGGCAGAUAUCAACAUCUUAGGCUAUGAUACACCCAUUUCCAUUCACCUCAGUGUAGCAGACAUCAUUGAAUGUGUAGUUGUUGAUAAACCAAUAUUGACAGACAGUGAGGAAGAAGAUAAAAAUUCAAUUGAGAUAAAAGUUCAAGGAAUAGAACCUGAUUCAAAGAAAGCUUUCCAAAUAUUAAAGACUGACCCGCUAGAGAAGCUAAUGACAGCGUACUGUGAAUACAGAAAACUUCCACGUUCAAGAAUUAAGUUCCUCUUCGAUGGAGAGGAUCUGAAAGGAGGUGAAACACCGGAACAAUUGGACAUGGAACACGAGGAUGUCAUUGAUGUCCGAGUCAAGUAGCUUUAAAGCAACUUAACAAAAGUUGGCAGUUCAUUAACGCCAUAUCAUUUGGUUGUUUUUCCAGUUGGUUUGGACCACCACGUUCUUGUAUUUUCAUGUAUUUCUUUGUUUGUAUAGUUAAGAAGAAUUCUUUGAUGCGGUGCUGAGACAACAGUCUGAUGUGAAGUGCUUACUUUCAAGGAGGUCAAUCGAAAUUCUGCCGAUGUUUUCAUUACGUCUCGUUCAGCAAACCAAACCUUACUCAAGUAAUUGUGUUAAACCACACCCAUUAAAGCAGGGUAAUGUUUGAAAGUGAGGUGGGCUACUUUUGUAAUGCAGUAGCAUCUCUCCAUGGAACUCUGAACCUGUUCAAGGCGAAUACACUUUGUUUCCCUCUUCUUGAAGAUGUGAGUUAAUCCUCAAACCUACGUAACGGCACAACUUUUUAUGAACUGGAUUCUCUGCUGGCAGAGAUCUUGAUGAACGCGUGCGAAGAAGACAGGGAUUUUAAGUUCCUCAGCAAACAUUUUUUUGGGGGAAGUCGCGCACUCGAAAAGAUUGCUUGAUUACCUGAAAAACCCCUGGGUUCAUGUCAUUUAUGGUGCACCUUUUGGGUAAAACUAGAAUUUUCUUCAAGCUGAGUAAGAUUUAUAAUUCUCAAUCUCCAGUAAAGGCGGAUGAAGUUAAACAG